ACGAUAUUGGGAUUAUCUUUUGCACUUUUUCGCUUCCACACUUGCUUUUCUUCUCUAUAAUAAUCUGGGUAACUAUAGCAUGCGAAAAAACGUUUGAUUAGCUGUGUAUUUAAAGCAAAUGCAUGUAUCUUAGCUGCAAGUUUGAUUAGUUUGUUUUCACAAUGCUUUCAAAGUUGUUUUUCAUUUCUUUACUUUCCUCCUUCAUUUUCCUUACUCAUUCUUGUCUUGACCAUCAAAAAACCUUGUUGCUUCAACUCAAGGAUGAGUUGAGCUUCAAUUCUUCUCUUUCAACAAAAUUGGUGCGAUGGAAUGUAAGGGAUGAGUGCUGCAAGUGGCCCGGUGUGGCAUGUGAUGCUGCUGGCUACGUCGUUAGUUUGCAGCUCCAUAAUGAGUCCAUUUCUGGUGGAAUCGCGGAUUCAUCGAGUCUAUUCAGGCUUGAAUAUCUAGAGAAUCUUAACCUGGCCUACAAUAAAUUCAACUGCACUCCCAUUCCGAAAGGUAUUCACAAUCUCACCUAUUUGACACACUUGAAUUUAUCCAAUGCUGAAUUUGGAGGGCAAGUUCCACUCCAACUUUCCUUCUUGAGGAGAUUGGUUUGUCUCGAUAUCUCGUAUGAGUAUCUACGAACUCUAAGUAUUGAGCUCCCAAAUUUGGAGAUGAUUGUCCAAAAUCUAACAGGGCUCCGAGAGCUCUAUCUUGAUCAUGUCAAUGUUACUUCCUCGCAUGAGAGGAGAAAAUGGAGCCACAUUAUAUCAUCAUAUUUACCCAACCUCACCGCCUUGAGCUUGCAUGGUUGUGGUUUGUCUGGGCCUUUAGCUAAGUCCUUUGGGCAACUCCAUUCCCUCUCCUUCCUUCGACUAGAUUAUAACAAUUUUGGAACAGAACUUCCAGACUUGUUCGCCAAUUUUCCAAGUUUGACCACUUUGUCUCUUUCUAGCUGCGGUUUGAAGGGUUCGAUUCCAUCCACCUUUGCUAACCUAACCAACCUGAUUCGUCUCGAUUUGUCAUAUAAUUCAUUCUCUGGCAACAUUCCCCACUCUCUCUUUGCUCUCCCUUCAUUGUUGGAACUUCAUCUUAGCUACAAUCAAUUUAGUGGCACUUUCCAACUGGACAACUUUCGAAAUCUUGCCAAUCUAACCCGACUUGAUCUAUCUCACAAUAGAUUGUCAGUAGAUGUUGGCAACCUCAAUUCAACUUCAUAUGGAAGUCUCCAACUAAAAGAGUUAAGACUAGCUUCAUGCAAUUUGUCCCAUUUUCCUAAUUUCAUAAAAAAUUUGGGUAUGGAAGAAGUGGAUCUCUCGGUGAAUCGGAUUGAGGGGGAGAUACCUAGUUGGAUUUGGGGAACACAACUUCAGUAUUUGGACCUCUCUUAUAAUCUUCUAACAGAUCUGCAAAAGCCUUACCAUAUCCCUACUUCUCUUCGAUACAUAGCCUUGGACUCCAAUCUACUUCUUUUGUGA
Salvia miltiorrhiza (redroot sage) is the source of this 1460-nucleotide messenger RNA. RefSeq names its product receptor-like protein 50. The transcript has 2 exons. NCBI's taxonomy places the organism in Eukaryota, Viridiplantae, Streptophyta, Magnoliopsida, Lamiales, Lamiaceae. The coding region runs from base 162 to 1460 and encodes 432 amino acids. The record is from RefSeq and is a predicted model, not a curated record. Gene Ontology annotation, molecular function: protein binding.